CUAAUCUACGUCAGUGGCGAUCAUGCAUGUGUGUGAUUUGAGAAUAGCUCGACCCUGAAAGAGGCGACGCUUCAAGCUUCAAUGCAAACAGUCCACAAGUACGCCUGGUAUAUCCUCGUGAUAGGAGGCAUCAUCACAACAACAACUCUUCGCCAUGUCCAAGUCACUCAAUGUCUUCAAGAAGCCACUCGCGCUGCACUCUACAAAUCCCAUGACUGGCUAUCUUCGUAAUGGCUACUGCGAAGUCCCCGCGAGCGACUUCGGCAACCACUCAGUCGCCGCAGAAGUCACCGAGGAGUUUCUCGACUUCACAGCAAAGCAAGGCAACGACCUACGACCAGUAGGUCUCAAAGGCGGCUGUAAGUGGUGUCUUUGUGCUUCAAGGUGGCUGGAAGCAUUUGACGCAAGAGAACGAGAACCGGCCGGCGAGAAGAUCGUACCGAAGAUCUUUCUGAAUGCCACGAACGAGAAGGCGUUGGGAAAGAUUGAACUUGAGAUCUUGAAGAAGUAUGCAGCUGACAAGGAGGCGUAACACACCUAGUUACUGAACGUAUCCUUGGUUGUCAGGUUGUCUUCUUUCCCUGCAUUCUAAUGCAUUUGUUGGGCAGACGGCGCAGUGAUCUUACUGCAAGCCUAUUUAUCAACACAGCAUUAUGCAAAAUGAACCGCAAACCCUCAGUUUCCAGUCUGG
This is a messenger RNA of Baudoinia panamericana UAMH 10762, 691 nucleotides long. RefSeq lists its product as uncharacterized. The record is from RefSeq and is a predicted model, not a curated record. Lineage: Eukaryota; Fungi; Ascomycota; Dothideomycetes; Mycosphaerellales; Teratosphaeriaceae. The transcript is spliced from 3 exons. Bases 155 to 532 code for a protein of 125 amino acids.